Gadus morhua (Atlantic cod) is the source of this 3428-nucleotide messenger RNA. RefSeq names its product MFS_MCT7 domain-containing protein. The transcript has 4 exons. Bases 532 to 1812 code for a protein of 426 amino acids. Gene Ontology annotation, biological process: transmembrane transport; monocarboxylic acid transport. Gene Ontology annotation, molecular function: monocarboxylic acid transmembrane transporter activity. The record is from RefSeq and is a predicted model, not a curated record. NCBI's taxonomy places the organism in Eukaryota, Metazoa, Chordata, Actinopteri, Gadiformes, Gadidae.
GCUAAACCCAUUGUAGAUGUUAUAUAUUUAUGGCUAUUCGUAAGAUAUACUAGGAUUGAAAAUACUCAGUCUAACUUUUAUGCAAAAAGUAAAUUCGACAUUGCUUGCAUGUGCAGAAGUCAAUAUAAUAAUUUUUAAAAAGGCGACAUUAAAAACAGGAAAAUCCAGAUAGGACACGUUGAAACACAUUUACAUUAAAACACAAUGGAAGUUGCAUUUCAUUAAAAUAAGCACCAGAGUUUUAAAAGCAACUUUUAAUUGGUCAAAUAUUAACAGACUUGGCGACAGGAUUGUGACAACCGAUGGACGACAGGGGGAGUAUGGUGAAGAUAAAUCCUGCACCGCAAACACACUAGUCAAUUCGGCAGCAGUUCAAGUUCGGGCUUCGAAACACUUGCGUCAGCAACAUGUCUGUAUAACUUCAGUACACCCUCAAGCAUGCCUGACAUCGUUUGGCUGUAGGAUCGUGCUACAUAUUAGUAGCCACUAGACCCCCGUCCAACACCCGGCGGGCUACAGCACAGUCACACCAUGAAGCCCCGUGAGGGUGGACCUCCAGACGGCGGGUAUGGCUGGGUGGUCGUCGCCUCGUCCUUCAUCAUCAUGGGCCUCACCGCCGGGGUCAUGAAAAACCUCGGCCUCUUCUUCCUGGAGAUCCAGCGUCACUUUGGAGUUCUUAACAGCACCGCGUCGUGGGUCACCUCCACCACCAUAGCCAUGUUUCAUUUAGCAGCCCCGGUGGCGAGCUCCUUGAGCCUCCUGUUCUCUCACAGAGCCGUAAUCGUGGCCGGAGGUAUACUGAGCACCGCAGCCAUGGUGCUGGCCUCCCUGGACCUCGGCCUCCCCUGGAUGUACUGCAGCCUCGGCGUCCUGCAAGGCACGGGCAUGUCCCUGGCCUGGGUGCCCUGUAACAGCAUGGUGAGCCACUACUUCCAGCACUGGCGGCCCGUGGCGUACGCCCUGGCCAGCUGCGGGGAGUGCGUGUUUGCCGCCUUCUUCAGCCUGUUCUUCCAGUGGCUCAUUGACGCCUACACCUGGCAGAGCGCCCUGCUGCUCAUCGGGGGCCUCCAGCUGAACCUGUGCGUCUGCGGGGCCCUCAUGAGGCCCCUGGGGUCCGGCGCCCUGAACCCGGAGACCGGGGGCGAGUGCGCCCCACCCAAGGCACCACGGAGGAUCUUCCACUGGAGCCUGCUCCGCCGGCCGGAGCUGCUGCUCUACAUCCUGUUUGCGGUGACGGCGGCGGCGGGCUUCUUCAUCCCGCCCCUCUUCCUGGUGCCGCACGCCGCCCGCCUGGGCAUGGACCCGUACCGCGUGGCCUCUGUGCUGUCUGUGCUGGCCACGGCGGACUUGGCCGGCCGGCUGUUCUGCGGCUGGCUGGCCCAUCGGCGGCACUGGAGGAACUUGCAGCUGCUGACGCUGGCCGUGACGGCGCUGGGCGUGGUGGUGGUGCUGCUGCCCCUGGGCGCCCGCGGCUACUGGGCCACGCUGGCCUUCUCCUCGCUCUACGGCUUCCUGUUCGGCUGCGUGGUGGCGCUGCACGUCACGGCCAUCGUGGACGUGGUGGGGGGGCUGGAGCGCUUCGACAGCGGCCUGGGGCUCUUCAUGAUGUUCCGCACCGCCGGGGGCUUCCUGGGCCCCCCGGCCGCCGGCUGGUUGGUGGACGAGACGAACGACUUCAGCGCUGCGUUCUUCCUCUCGGGCUUCUGCCUGCUCUGCUCUGGUGUGUUUGUGCUCGCGGUCGACGUUCUCGUCCAAAAGAAACUGGGCGGGCGUGCCAACGCGGCGACGCAGGACGGAGCCGCCGUCCCCUGAGUUCUGCCGACGCCGGACCCCCGAGCCACACCCCCCCCACAUCGUCCAGACCCCCUCUUGUAGAGCGAGAACCGUUGGUUUUAAUGUCGUUCAAUUUUUUAUGAGCAAACUUUUUGCACAAUGAUUUUAUUUGCUUAAAAGGAGACUCCUCUCCAACAACAAACCAACAAUAGAAAGGUGCGGUCUCCUGUUAAAAUUGUGCUAAUGCAGUAUGAACUGGAGGUGCAAGGUUCUAGCUCUAUUGAGUUAAGCUCUAGUCUGAGCAGAGAUGCACAGCUCUGUGAGUCUGUGACAUCACUGUGGAGUCUGGCUCCACAAUCAAUCGUUAUGAAUAUAACCAUAACCCUAUAUCAGGAUUACUGUUUUAAAUACAAACAUUGCUCAAUUAAUUGUUUUUGUCAAAACACUCAACUUUUAUCUCUUAGACGUGUUAUGUUUAUUUCAUGUCAAGUCAUGCACUUUAUUAAAUCAGUGUUUGGUAUGAUAGCCAGAGAGAGUGGAAAAAGAGAAAUAUAUUUUUGCAGUCAUGCAUGCAAUAUUUCUGUUGCAGUCUAGAAUGGGAGCGGCUGGAAUGGAUGUAUUGCUUGAUGAAGAACUGUUGAAUUAAACGACCAGCGUUGUUGUUUCCCAAGCAGGGAGGUCAAGAUCGACUCAGUAGCCCAUAUUUGACCAAUCCGUAGCUGGAUGGGUAGACGACUGCAUUCCCCCGUUUGUCGAAGGCACCUCAAUAGUAUGUCUUGAGAUUUUAAUUCUGUCCCCUUCAUAAUUAACUAAGUUGGAACCCUUAAUGUGGUCAGGUAGUCCUGUUUAACUAUUCAGCUGGUAUUAUAUUAAGGGGUCUACUUAUAUUGUAGCAGAAAAUGUAAAUUGUACAUUUCCAGCAUAUUAUUUUUAAUAAAUGACAUGUGUCUAACCUUUCACCUUAUUAGAAAAGCCAUGGUUGCUGUCGAGAGCAAAUGUAGUAAAACUGUGCGCCUGGUAUUCCAAGAAACUAGGCUACUCCAACUCAAAUACAUCCAAUCACAUUGUUCUGUCACUGCUUGUUUUGAAUUAAGGUGCAACUCAAUCAUCAUUGCACAUGAUGAGUUGGGACAGCUGACGUGACUUCUAAACAUGUUGGAGGUAGUAUCAGGAUUAUGCCUAUGUUAUUUAUGAGGAAACAUGUUUGAAGGCAAUGUUAGCAGUAUGAUAUAGAGCGGGAACAAAUAUAAGUGGGUUAGAGAUGCACGCAGUGUUUAGUACGGAAGACGUUGAUUAGUGGGUCUUGUAAUGGCUAAUCCACAUCCCACCAAGUGGUUAACAAGGGGCCCUCCGUUCUAGGUCAUGUUGAGAGUAGCCUUCUCCUGGGUGUAUUAUUUGUAGCAUUACAUGAUGUUGCUGCCUUAGUAGUUAGGAACGCAUGCACAUAGAGUGUAAUUCCUAGUCUUCAUUAAUGUUUUAGUGUGUUUCAUAAUGAGUGGGGGGCUCUUGACAUGGUACAGGAGGACCUCAUCUCUAGGACCCUUUUUAAUACAGGUCAACCAUGUUAUAGAGGAGAAGAAUCAUUCCAGAGGUUGAGAAGCCUUUCUCUCUAGAGCCGGAGAAGACUCCUGCUACACGGUGUUGUAUUUAGGAAU